Molecule: messenger RNA, 1432 nt
Organism: Zingiber officinale
Lineage: Eukaryota; Viridiplantae; Streptophyta; Magnoliopsida; Zingiberales; Zingiberaceae
Product: flavin-containing monooxygenase FMO GS-OX-like 9
Exons: 9
Coding region: 10-1281 (423 amino acids)
Molecular function (GO): N,N-dimethylaniline monooxygenase activity; NADP binding; flavin adenine dinucleotide binding
Source: RefSeq, a predicted model, not a curated record
GAUCGAUCGAUGCACAUGGCUUUUGACUCAGUGCUGUCGUCUAAGCACGUCUGCGUCGUCGGUGCUGGGCCCACCGGCCUCGUCUCCGCCCGUGAGCUCCUCAGGGAAGGCCACUCCGUCGUCGUGCUAGAGCAGAACCACGACCUCGGCGGCCAGUGGCUCUACCAAGAUGCCGCCUCCGCCACGGCCACAGUCCACAGCAGCGUCUACGCUUCCUUGCGCCUCAACGCCCCCAGAAUUUACAUGGAGUUCACCGACUUCAUGUUCACUCCCGUCGAAGGAAGAGACACCAGGAACUUCCCCGGCCACCGCGAGCUCUUCCUCUACCUCAAAGACUUCGCCCGGUGUUUCGGGUUGAACGAACUCAUCAGGUUCAACACAGAAGUAGUCCACGUCGGCACGGCGGCAGCAACUGGCAAAUGGAUUGUGAGAUCAAGGGAGAGGAGAACUGAUGACGGUGAGUUCAUGGAAGAGAUCUUUGAUGCGGUUGUCAUCGCCACCGGCCAUUUCUCCCUACCCAGGCUCCCAAAAAUCAAGGGAAUGGAGGAGUGGAAGAGGAAGCAGCUUCACAGCCAUGUCUACAGAGUCCCAGAGCCAUUCCAAGAUGAGGUGGUGGUGGUCGUUGGUGGUUCACUCAGUGGAUCAGAGAUUGCUCUGGAGCUUGUUCAUGUAGCCAAAGAAGUCCAUAUAAGUACUAAACACACCGAAAUCCCUCAUAAAUUUGUGAAGCCUGUGGCCAAGUAUGCACAUCUGCUCUGGCAUCAACAGAUUGAGUUGCUUUGUGAAGAUGGAACUGUUCUAUUUGCUGAUGGUUCAAGUGUAGUUGCUGAUACUAUUCUCUACUGUACUGGGUAUUCAUAUUCAUUCCCAUUCCUGGACACCAAAGGAGUCAUCCAUGUGGAUGAGAACAGAAUUGGACCUUUGUAUGAACACACAUUUCCUCCCUCUCUCGCUCCAUCCCUUUCUUUCGUUGGGAUUCCAAACAAGUUUAUCAUCUUUCGAUUUUUUGAGUCACAAGGGAGAUGGAUAGCUCAGGUGCUCUCUGGGAAGAGGAAGCUGCCUUCGGCAGAUGAGAUGAUGAAGGCAAUCGAAGAAGUCGAACGCCAUCAAGAGCUUGAGGAACCAAAAAAUUUCAUACAAGUAAUUGCUGAAUUAUUGGAGUACUAUGAUAGGUAUGGAGAUCAAUGUGAUUUUCCACACUUGGAAGAUUGGAGAAAAGAGAUCAGUCUGAAGUUCUUCGAAAAUAGCAUAAACAAUAUUGAAACAUUCAGGGAUGAAUAGUAAUGAUGCUAAUUCAACAGCGGAGAUAUCUGGGAAGCCAAUCCUAAUUGUGAGUGGCCAUCGCUACAAAAUCCACAUCGAAGACACUCGAUUCAUCGAGUCAAAUGUGGCUGCUAUAAUAUUUCCCUUUGAAGAAGAUUGUAUGUGAUAC